AAACGAGUAACCAUGCUUGACAUCCUAGACAGUCGCAGUCUGUCGGACAGACAAACCCUGCGACAAAGGGCACAGGGAUGUGGGAUGCGACUCCGGAAAAUGAUCAGUAAAUCUGGCGCGGCUGGAGUCACCAUCUUCGAUUGGGAUGACACUCUCUUUCCAACCUUUGAUAUUUGUUCACGACGAGACAUGACUAGGGAAUUCUGGGAUGAACUACAAGAGCUUGCUCUAGUUGUGGAAGGAUUGCUCAAGUGCAGUCUUCGACUGGGCCCUGUCAUCAUCGUAACUAACUCCAAGCAAGGUUGGGUAGAGUAUUCUGCUCAGACCUACUUCCCCUCUCUGUCUAGGGUCCUGCGACACUGUCGCAUUAUAUCUGCUAGAACUACGUAUGAGGAGCAGUAUUCCGAGAAUCAAUAUACGGACACUUCUUCUUUAUGGAAGUUCCUUGCUUUCGCUCAUUUAUCCAGCGAGUUUAAGCCCUCUCAGUUGAUCUCGAUAGGAGAUUCUCUGAAAGAACGGCAAGCGUGCUUAAAAGUGACCGCUGCCUCCACGUACCAUUGCCUCCCAAAAAGCGUCAAGUUGGUCAGUGCUCCAAGUUGUGAAACCCUUAUUCAUGAGCUCACCAUUCUUAGAAGGGCUUUUCAAGAUCUAUUUACAUUCAAUGGAAUGGUGGACAUUUCGUUCAAUGGAGAGAACUACGAAUUGCAGACCGCUGUUGAUCUGUAGAUAUCUCUCUGUUGGUUCACACCCAUUGUCGUUGCCGCUCAUCCAUCAGCAACAGCAAUAGUCUAUACAGAAGUAGUAAUACUUGUAGUUAUCCUCAUCUGUGGUAACAAAAUUCAGAGAAUAAAAUUUCCUGAACUAGGACUCUUGGGCAUCGUCGUCGUGGCCAUGGUCGGUCCGCUACGUCCGUUGUGACGAGCAAGGCGGGCUUCAGUUCCCAUUACGGGUAGACGGGCGGCACUCUGAGCCGUUCAUCCAUUCCGACACUCUCUAGUCAGUCACUUUAGAGUCAUUUUGUACUGCAGACCACUCGAUAACGACGACUGUUAUUGUUGCUGGUAGCGGACAUUCUUUGCGAUUGCGGUUUUCUGCUGGUGUAUUCUCAUUUUAUUCUCUCGCCCUUCGAUGUACAAUUGAUGAAAUAGCUUUCGUACUACGACACUUUGAUCAUCAUAAUGAUUGUAGUGAAAACAUUUCCCAUUAUGGACCGUUCGGUCCGUUGUGGUUCCUCUCGACAGCCAACCGCGAUAGAGAUGAGAAACCACGCUUCUACCGGUGCGACUGUGUAACCAGUGGUACCAUCUUCUUGAGUAUUCGAACUACUCAAAAUACCCCAUAUCGUCUCCGUGCCCAUCCACUUCAACAGCCGUCGUCGUGUCCUACUUUACAUGAAGACAUCCUUGGCAUCCAGCUCAUUGAUACAGCGAGCGGCGCUACGAUUCAUCAUUACUACUAUCAUAUCUCUAUUCACAGCAGCGUUGCCUGCCGUAUCAUUAGUAGCAGUAUCGUACAGCUCAUAGUCAUAGAUGUGGGUGGCCUUGUCUCACCUACAGAGUAGUGAUGCCAGUUUUCUCAU
Molecule: messenger RNA, 1579 nt
Organism: Perkinsus marinus ATCC 50983
Lineage: Eukaryota; Perkinsozoa; Perkinsida; Perkinsidae
Product: apicomplexan-conserved protein, putative
Exons: 5
Coding region: 13-726 (237 amino acids)
Source: RefSeq, a predicted model, not a curated record